AUGGUCAACGAAAAGAGUGAGAAGGAUGCCGUUGCCCUCUCUGUUCCGAGCAAGGGCGGCGAACCCCCCGAGGUGAAGAAGGACAACAAGAAAAAGAGCGUCAAGGACAAGGAGGAGGAGCUGUCCGAAGAAGACCGACAGAAGAAAGAGGAACUCGAACUCCUCGUCCAGAGAGCACAGGAAACUGCUUCCGCCAGAUGGAAUCGAUUUCAGAAGCUGGGCGCAGCCGCGGCGAUGGCCGGAGCGAUGCAACCUUUCGGCAAGUCCUGGCUGUCGACGAAGCUCGUGAGGUGUGACACUGACCUGAAGCUAACGACCUACAAUGUCUUGUCACCUCGCUUGGCAUCGCCACAGCAGUACCCCUCCUAUGCACGCGAGGACUUAGCGAAAGAUUCUCGAUGGCCAAAAAUCCUGAACCGGAUGCAGAAGGCCGUCGACGACGACAGGAUCAUCGCAUUGCAGGAGGUGGACCUGGAGUGGGCAGGGAACCUGCACGCUUUCUUUGCAGAGCGCGGAUAUGCGGUGGUGUUUGCUCAGUAUGGCAAGCAAAUGAAUGGUUACAUGGGCGUGAUGAUGGCGUGGCCUACAAAAGUUUUUCAGGUCUUGGACGUGGAGCUCUGCAAGCUGACUGACACAGCUCCGAAGCGAGUGUGGCCAAGAUCCGAAGCUGGUCCUCUUGCUCGUUUCGGAUACCUCACCUACCAGGGCUUGACGGACAUAUUGGGAUGCAGACCUCCAGAAUUCGAAACGGAGGGAGGUGAGUGGAAGCUUGCACAGGGUCGCAUGAACGAGGCUAUCCUGGUGAGGCUGAGACCCAGGGCGACAUCGUGUGAUUUCUGUGUUGCCACGUAUCACAUGCCCUGUUUGUUCGGCACGACGGAGAAGGUUCGAGCGGUGAACAUCCACAGCCAGCUUCUGCUGAACAGGCUGAAGCGGUUUGCAGCCGCUGAUGUCAAGAAAGGUUUCAAAGAGGCACCUGUUGCAUUGAUGGGUGACUUCAACAUCAAACCAGGCACGUCUUCCUAUCGUUUGAUCGAGAGUGGCGGCUCCAUAGCUACCGUCUCGAAGCAGGGCAGCAAGCAUGAAGUUCAUGGACUUGAACAAUUGCCCAUUGCCGAGUUCCCUGAUGGCCUCAGAAGUGCCUACAAGGACUUUCAUGGACAAGAGCCAAUGUUCACAAAUUAUGCGAUGUCCGCAAUGAGCAAGGAGGCUUUCGUUGAUACCCUUGAUUACAUUUGGUUCAGUCCUGGGCGCCUCAAAGUGGUGGCGUGCCAGCAGCUGCCAAAGGAGACGGGGAACGUCAACGGGCCGUUCCCCAAUGCGGACUCCGACCAGGGAGUGGCCAAAAUGGCCAUGGAGGCGAUGGUGAAGGAGCUCAAGGAGUCCACAAGUUCAAUGACAUCUGUUCCGAAGCCGUUGAAGUUCUUGCGACCUCAUUACUCCACCCUGACGGAGCACUAUGCCAAGAUGCCGGCGAACGACUUGAAGCGAUUCUUCGCUGACGUCCUGUCCAUCCUAUCAACCACGAUGCAGAAGGAAGGGUCGAGGCAGGCUUUAAAGUACCGGCUGGAGGGAACGAAGGAAGGCCUCACCAGCUGGGGCCACGAAUACAUACGAAAUAUUGCCGGUGAAAUCGGAGAGGAGUUCAAGGAGCGCACCGAGAAAGCCACUGACGUGGGCGACCUUUUAGCUCUCGUUGAGGAGAUCGUGCCUUUCAACAUGCAGCACAAUGCAGAAGUGGAUGCCGUUGAUCUUCUCUGCGAAGUUGACCAAGUGCAGACGAUCGAAAAGCUUUGCGAAGAGCCGUCCUUCAUCAGAGUGUGCCUGUACCUACAGGGCCUUGCCAACUUUGCGGCAACUCAGGCCGACAAGGUCAUGUACCUGAACGUCUGCAUGAACCUCUACUUGAAGUACAAGGAGUACGUGGGGGCACUUCGAAUCGCCUUGAAGCUCAACGAUGCGAAAGCUGUCGCUGCUGUGUUCGGUGCUUGUGAAGACCGGCUUGUUCAGAAGCAAAUGGCCUUCAUGAUAUCACGGAGAAAGUUCGAUCAUGACUUUGGGGAGGAUGACGAGCUGAAAGAGAUUGCCUCUGGCGAGAGCCUCUCGAAGCACUUCAUCUCCUUAGCCAAGGAGCUUGAUGUUCUGGAGCCCAAGCUGCCCGAACAAAUCUACAAGUCGCACCUGGAGGAGAAGCGAUCCACUGCUGUACUGGAUUCUGCAAAGCAGAACUUGGCCUCCUCGUUCGUGAACGCUUUCGUGAAUGCUGGCUUCUGCAAGGACGAGCUGAUGACGAUUGCGGACUCGAAGUGGGUGUACAAGAACAAGGAUCAGGGCAUGAUGAGCACUGUGGGCUCCUUGGGCGCGCUGCUCUUGUGGGGUAUCGACGAGGGCCUCACACAGAUCGACAAGUACCAGUGGAGUUCAGAUGUGAACCUGAAGGCUGGCGCGCUGCUGGCUUUCGGCCUGGUCACCUGCGGUGUCAAGAACGAAUGUGACCCGGCAUGGGCACUUCUGGGUGAGCAGCUGGAGGCUGAGGAUGGACAGCUGCGAUUAGCGGCAGUCGUCGGCCUGGGGUAUGCAUACGCAGGAAGCUGCCGAGAGGAUCUUCUGGAAAAUCUAACUCCCAUGAUCGUUGAUACGGCCUGCAGCAUCGAGUGUUCCGCUAUGGCGGCAGUCAGCUUGGGCCUGGCUUUCGUGUCAUCCUGCAAUGACGAGGUGGCCCAGGCAAUUCUACAGACACUCAUUGAGAGGCAAGCCGUAGAAAACGCCUUGAGUGGUACCUGGCCACACUUUUUUGCAGUUGGCCUAGGCCUCCUGUACUUGGGGCAGCAGGAUGCUGCAGAAGCUACUUUGUCAGCCCUGGAUGCAAUCACACAUCCAGUGGGGAAGUAUGCGAAGCUGACCGUGGAAGGCUUCGCUUUUGCUUAUUCUGGUGACGUAUUGCAUGUGCAGAAAAUGCUGCAAGCAUGCACCGAUCACCUUGAAGAAGCCGAAGCCUUUCACCAGGCAACUGCAGUGCUUGGAAUAGCUCUGAUUGCUUUCGGUGAAGAGAUCGGUGCCGAAAUGGCAUGCAGAUCGAUUGAUCACAUACUUCAAUACGGAGAGCUGACGCUCAGGCGAGCCGUCCCAAUCGCCUUGGCGAUCCUGCACCUGUCCAAUCCGAAGGUGCUCGUGAUAGACACUCUUGCGAAGCUGUCACACGAUGCAGACCAGGAUGUGGCGACCGGUGCAAUCAUGAGUAUGGGUCUCAUAGGCGCCGGGACGAACAAUGCACGUCUAGCAGGCCUGCUCAGGCAACUGGCGGCGUACUAUGCGAAAGACCCCAAUGCGCUCUUCAUGGUCAGAAUUGCUCAGGGCCUUCUGUACAUGGGCAAGGGUCUCCUCACCAUCAACCCUCUCUUUAGCGAUCGUUACUUGGUGGAUCCAAUUGCCUUUGGCUCCCUUGCAGUGCUGGCGCAUUCGGUGUUGCACCUCAAGAACACAAUUCUGGGCAAGAGCCACUACUUGCUGUACAACGUGGUCCCAGCCAUGCGACCAAGAUGGUUGAUUACGGUGGACGAGGACAUGAACGAGCUGAAGGUGGCUGUCCGUGUAGGUCAGGCAGUGGACGUAACUGGCAUGGCUGGCCGUCCAAAGCAGAUUACGGGCUUCCAGACAAGAACUACUCCAGUGCUUCUGAACUUUCAGGACAGAGCUGAGCUUGCGACAGAAGAGUACCUGCCAGUGACGCCCGGAACCAUCUUAGAGGAUUUUGUCAUCCUGAAGAAGAAUCCGAAUUACAAGCCUGCUACCGGUUCUGCUUAG
Molecule: messenger RNA, 3804 nt
Organism: Symbiodinium sp. CCMP2592
Lineage: Eukaryota; Dinophyceae; Suessiales; Symbiodiniaceae
Source: the annotation of a GenBank genome assembly